Phoenix dactylifera (date palm) is the source of this 1875-nucleotide messenger RNA. Its product is annotated as vacuolar cation/proton exchanger 1a-like. NCBI's taxonomy places the organism in Eukaryota, Viridiplantae, Streptophyta, Magnoliopsida, Arecales, Arecaceae. The record is from RefSeq and is a predicted model, not a curated record. Gene Ontology annotation, cellular component: plant-type vacuole membrane. Gene Ontology annotation, biological process: calcium ion transmembrane transport; intracellular calcium ion homeostasis. Gene Ontology annotation, molecular function: calcium:proton antiporter activity.
UGCAGUGGGAGGAGUACGAGUACGGGUACGGAGUACGGGCAGGUGAGGGAAGUGGGAAGAAGUUGCAGAGAGUGGGUGGGUGAAACUGCCCGGUAUCUCGUAUUCAUCCUCUCUCUAAAGGAGGGGCAGCCAAGCGGCGACCAUGGCUUCGUCAACGGCGUAUGAGGCGGGGAGGAGCCUCGAGGGAGGCGACUUCAAGAGCGGGCUGCUGCGCCACGGCCACAGUCACGGGCACGGGCACGGGCGGACCGCGCACAACAUGUCGUCGUCGUCGCUGCGGAAGAAGUCGGAUAUGACGCUGGUGUCCAAGGUGCCCUUGGGCUUCUUGCGGAGCCUCCUCGCCAACCUGCAGGAGAUCUUCCUCGGGACGAAGCUCUUCGUCCUCUUCCCCGCCGUCCCCCUCGCCAUCGCCGCCCAAUACUUCCACUUCGGUCGCGCAUGGGUGUUCGCGCUGAGUUUAUUGGGACUGACUCCUCUGGCUGAGCGCGUGAGCUUCCUCACCGAGCAAAUUGCGCACUAUACUGGCCCCACUGUGGGUGGUCUCUUGAAUGCCACAUGUGGGAAUGCCACAGAAUUGAUCAUAGCUAUAUUUGCAUUGUAUGAGGGGAAGAUCGAGGUGGUUAAGUUAUCCCUGGUGGGUUCUGUCCUCUCCAACCUGCUGCUUGUCCUUGGCACCUCGCUCCUCUGCGGUGGCAUCGCCAACCUUCGCAAGGAGCAGUUGUAUGAUCGAAAGCAAGCUGAUGCGAACUCGGGCCUUUUGAUGUUGGCUGCCUUGUGCCACUUGCUGCCGUUGGGGUUGAGGUAUGCCAUAAGCUCUGGUGAGCGCGCAGUGACCAAGGUUCCAAUACUGGACUUGUCGAGAGCAUGCAGCUUUGUCAUGCUGUUUGCCUAUAUUGCGUUCCUGUUCUUUCAGUUGAAGACUCAUCGCCAACUCUUCGAAUCGCAAGAGGAAGAUGUUGACAAUGAUGAUGUGACCUCUGAAGAAGAGCCGGGCAUUGGAUUCCCAAGUGCACUGGCUUGGCUGGUGGGAAUGACGAUUGUGAUAGCAAUACUAUCUGAAUAUAUUGUUGGCACAAUUGAGGAUGCUUCAGAAUCUUGGGGCAUAUCUGUAAGCUUCAUAAGCAUUAUCUUGCUACCCAUUGUCGGAAAUGCUGCUGAGCACGCGGGUGCCGUCAUAUUUGCUUUUAAGAACAAGUUGGAUAUCACACUAGGAGUUUCCUUAGGAUCAGCAACUCAGGUCGCCAUGUUUGUGGUUCCACUAAGUGUGCUUGUGGCAUGGAUUAUGGGAGUCGAUAUGGAUCUUGAUUUCAAACUAUUAGAGACAGGCUCAUUAAUCUUGUCAAUAUUGGUGACAACCUUCACCCUUCAGGAUGGGACUUCACAUUACUUGAAAGGAGUUGUUCUCCUACUCUGUUAUUUUGUCAUUGGCGCAUGUUUCUUCGUCCUCAAAACCCCACCAAAUCAAACAAAUGGCAUCAACUCGGGUUUACUCUCAACAAAAUCAGGUGCCGUGGUUGCGUAGUAUCAGACCAUGUUGUUAAUUCGACCGAGAAACAUGGACCUGGACAAGCAUUAUCAACUUUCAGAACCAUUUUUCAACCCAAAUCACCUUGCUGCCCUGUCAUUUCACUUGAAGGAAACUUUUACAGUGAAUCAGAGCUUGGGAAAUUUCCAAAGGUCAAGACCAGCCAUGAAUGCUUUUCAAAGAACAGGAAAUUUUAAAGAGACAAUUAUGAUUUUUUUUUUCAUCUAUGUUCUGUAAAGUGGUUUCAAUUUGCAUUUUGGGUGAUGUAGAGAUCGCAUUCGUUAGUCUCUACUGCUUGUUUUUCCUUUCAACUAAUUUAAUAAAUGAAAAUGGUUGGAUUACUUUUUUAA